CUGAUCUAAACUAAAGUUUGAAAAACAAAUUUGAAUGACGUAAUGCACAUACUGGGUUCUUCCGUGUCACUGUCGCCACAAUGAGUUCAGAGGUUGGAAGAAACUGAAUCUUGGCAACAGAUUUCCUUCCGGUGACUUUGUCAAAACAAUGAGGCCAAAACAAAACAAAACAAAACAAAACCUGAUAGCAAACUGAAGAGAACAAAUCCCAGCAGGUGCUGAUUCCCAGAGGCCCAAGUUGUGGUUCAAACGGUCACUCCAAAGUAAAAACAAAACUGUACUUCAAUGUUAUUGGCACAGGUGCACUAGGCAGCUCCUCCCACGACCGCAUGGGGUCACGGUCCCCCACAUACAUGGACAGUCGGUUCACAAGGAAACCGCUCGCGAUUGUUUCCAGAAAAUCCGUCGCAAAUUUCAUGUACAUUCUUAAGAGUUGUGUUUGUGAAACUUCACUGGAUCUUUGGCCGCGAGCAGAAGGAAUUUGUUUCUCAUAAAAUGUUAUCUUAAUCUGAUGCCUAUUUGUUUUGACUUGCAAUCAAAUUGCUGACCCUCAAGGAGGAAUGCGGCAUUUAGAUCUGACCAGAUUAUUUCCAAUGAAGCGCACUGAAAGUUUGAGCUUCGGGCUACUCAUAAAGUUGGACUCCCCGUUCCAAAGGUCCUCGGUUGAGGAAGACAACAAACACCAACUCGAUCACAAAGACGGGCAAUGGAAACCGAGGAGGCGCAGCAGAAAACCUCAAAGCAAGUAUAUUUUGCCAUACUGCCAGAUAAAUACGAACCUUUGAUCGAAGAUGAAGGGAACCAGAGGACGCCAGAGGAAAAGCUGAGGAGGAAGGAGAAGAGGAAGAGGAGAAAGAAAAAGUACAUUCGGAACGUCAAGAAGGCCUGCACCUUCAGCUGGCGCUGCCUGGUGUACGGCCUGCAGAGCCUGGCUGGCGCCUUCUCCACGCCGCUGUCAGCUGUGGUCGUCGUGAUGGAGCAUCAACGAGAAGCUGCCCAUCAAGCGUGACGGGCCUGUGGAUGGAGCCUCGCUAAGACUCUUUCUGUCCAAUGUUUUGAAGAUGUAAUUGUCACUUUUUUUUUUUUAAUCCUGCGUAAAUUUUACUUCCUGUACAGUACCUCACAGCAAUUGUUGUCACAUUUGUGUUUCAUGAUCGUAACGCGGUUUAGAUAAAGUUGGUUCACAAGAUAUGUGAUAUGGGAUUGUGUCAAAUAAAAUGUUUGAAACCC
Messenger RNA from Hippocampus comes (tiger tail seahorse), 1230 nucleotides. RefSeq lists its product as uncharacterized. The coding region runs from base 707 to 1009 and encodes 100 amino acids. Lineage: Eukaryota; Metazoa; Chordata; Actinopteri; Syngnathiformes; Syngnathidae. The transcript has 3 exons. The record is from RefSeq and is a predicted model, not a curated record.